AUGGAUGAUUUUUUGACAUUUGAUGAUGGCUUAUUCGAGUCCAAUGAGUGCAAAGAAGGUUUGUUAUCUGUCUUUCAUCCAAAUGAAGUGGGAAAUCUAGAAUUUUUAUCAGGCAGCGAUGAGGAGUGUCUAAAGUCUUCAAGCGAUUGGCUUUAUUUAUCGAAGAAGUACGACGAUUGUCUGCAGUAUUUGCUUCAACUGUGGGACCGUGUUCAUAAUUACAAUGGGCUUUCUAAAAGAAUUACUGCCGAUGCUAUUGUUAGGUGCUGUUUGAAACUGAACAAACGAUGUGAAUUGCUUCCUUAUCUCCAACAGCACAGCCAAUUAUCAGUAAGCUAUGAGGAUUAUGUUGGACACUUGAUGCUUCAUUUUACUUGUUCAAUAAACGAAACAACGCAAGAUCGAAUUAAUUUACUCCAGCGUCUUCUAUUGGCACUUCCCCCAUCAUUUGUUGACGAUUCAUCAAUAUUUAUUCAUGAAAAUCUAUUUAAACACUCUCAAUUAUGGAUCGACUUAUCAGUUGCUUGGGGUCAAAUUCAGAUAGAGACUAGGACAAUGUAUUGUCCUGCAUGGUUUUCUAAGGUAGCAUUAUUGUAUGCUGAACUUGUUAAUACUAAUUCAAAGUUAAAUGAAACUUCACUUACAUGGACUGAUAAAUUUCUUAAUCCUUUACAAAUCGAAAUAUGUCGUAAACUAUCAUUACGUAUUUUAACUACGUGUAGCAGUAGUGGUAGUUCUUCAACAGGCCCAUCUUCUGCUACUACAAUGCUAAGUAAAGAUAACGGUGCAUCUAGUCACGAAAAUGAUGUACAAUUCAAUGGCGUUACUGUUACUUAUGAACUGCCGUAUAUUCCUAGUCAGAAAUGCUGUUCUACUAAUACUACUAUAGACACUAACAUUCAAGAUGAAGUCGGACACGUGUUCUUCCAAGUAUUUAUUGCUCCAUUCAUGAGUAUUUAUGAAAAAUCAAUUUAG
Schistosoma guineensis is the source of this 975-nucleotide messenger RNA. The record is from the annotation of a GenBank genome assembly. NCBI's taxonomy places the organism in Eukaryota, Metazoa, Platyhelminthes, Trematoda, Strigeidida, Schistosomatidae.